GGCCGGGUCCGGGCCACAGCAGCAGCGGGUGUGCUAUCCGGGACUGACAGUCCUGUGGGAAAUGCCUUCGUAUCCCUUGUUAGUGCGCACUGCCACGGGGAGAUGUUCAUAUGAGACGUUACUCGGGUGUCGUCACCGCCGGUGACCACAUGGCCGACACGGCAGACUGCGGGGCAGAGCGGAAGACGCGGCGUGUGCACACGGCGUCCUCCAACCCCGGCGUGACGUCACUAAGGAGACGUGGCACGGGGACCGUCUGAAGGCUCGGCAGCGCUCCACCGAGCGAGCGCUCGUUCACUCCUCAUCCGGCCGGCACGCACCGCGGAGGGGCAAGCAGCCAGGAAGUCGCAGAAAGCCCGAUCGCCCGGCCGACACCCCCUCCGCCCGGGGCAGCGAACAUGGCUUCCAAUAACGGCUCGGCCGGCAAGUGGGAAGUGGUGAAGAAAGGGAAGAAAAGCAGCAGUUCGGGAGGAGGAAAGACCUCGACCGGCGGCGCGGGGAGGAAAGCCCUGGCCGAGGCGAACCUACCGUCGCGACCACCCCUGAAGAUGUCAGAGACUCUGUUUGAGGGCUUUGAGAAGAUGGGGAAGAAACAGAACAAGGAGCAGGUACCGCCACCAGUGAAUCCUCAAAACAAGAAGCCCCCAGCAAGCAAAUCAUCCAAGAAACCAAACUCCAGCAGCAGCCCCACUUCUGCAACCUACAAAAACCUUGAGGAGGCCUUCAAAGCACUGGAUGUUGGGGAGCUGAAGCAGCAACUGGUGCAGAGUCAGACUCUAUUCCCGGAAAACCCGUCAGUGUGGGUCAAAGAUCUGGCAGGAUACCUCAACCACAAGCUGACUGCCCCAGAACCUGAGCCCACACUCAGUAGCUAUGCCUACGAUUACCCUUACUGUCUCACAGGAAAAGAGCUGCGGAGUGUAAUCAAGGCUCUGAUUGGGCGAUGCAGCGACCAUCUGAUGGACUUCUUUGACCACUGUGUUUACACUAUGCUCAAGGAGCUGGACAGACAGACAGGAGAGCCUUUGCAUGGCUAUCGAGUUUGCAUUCAGGCAAUCCUGCAAGACAAGCCAAAAAUAGCAACCCAAAACCUGGCUGAGUACCUGGAGUUGUUGCGGUCGGUUCAGAAUCGUCCUGCCAAGUGUCUGACCAUAAUGUGGGCUCUGGGCCAAGCUGGAUUCUAUGACCUCAGCCAGGGACUACGAGUGUGGCUGGGUAUCAUGCUUCCUGUGUUGGGCGUGAAGUCCCUGUCUUCAUAUGCCAUUGCCUAUCUGGAGAGACUCCUCCUACUCCAUGCCAACCUCACAAAGGGAUUCGGCAUUAUGGGACCUAAAGAGUUCUUCCCCUUGCUGGAUUUUGCCUUCAUGCCCAAGAAUGCCCUUCCAUCAAGUCUGCAGGAGCAGCUGAGGCAUCUCUAUCCACGUCUGAAAGUUCUUGCAUUCGGAGCCAAGCCAGAGAGCACGUUACACACAUACCUGCCUUCCUUCCUGUCGAGAGCCACCCCACACUGCCCCGAUGACAUGAAGAGAGAGUUGUUGAGCAGCAUGACGGAGUGUUUGUGUGUGGAUGUUCAGAGUCUUGGUGUGUGGAGGCAGCUGUACACAAAACACUUACCUCAGUCCAGCCUGCUUCUGAAUCAUCUGUUGAAGCAUUGGAACAUACUACCACCAAAGCUCAGAAAAAACCUUCAAGAAACCAUCCAGUCGUUCAGAGUAACCAACGAGGAGAUGAAAGACAUCAUAGACUCUCAGGAGCUCCAGGAGUGCAACACCCUAUGCCAAACCCUCCAGGUGAAAAUGCGGGGUCAUGGAUUCCCCUGGUCCAGGCUGCUCAUGGCCCUACUGGUGUUUGCUGCGGGCUUCAUCGCCCACGACAUCAGGUCCCAUGGCUCCUUCACAGACUCGAGGACAUCCCAUUAUCUGCAAAGCUCAGGGGCAAUGGCUGUGUCCCAGCAGGCCUGGGGGAAGGUGACCCUCUACUCUAAGCAGUGUUUCAGCUGGUUGGAAACAAACACACCGUACUACUAUUCUGAGUUUGUGCGUGUCUCGGGGCCGCUGACGGAGCAGGGGCUGGAGAAGGCAAAAGCAGUCGCCCUCCUGAUCUCUGAAAAAAUGACUCACUUCGUCCAGCGGGUCAGGGAAAACACACCAGUGCUUAUUGAAUGGGUGAGCAGCAACACACCAGACAGUGUGUUCCAGGCGCUGGUGUACCUGAAGGAGCUCCUGCUCCUCCUCCAUCAGGGCUACAUACUACCUGCUCUGGCAUACAUAUCUAAGAUGCUGCAGCUGGUGUGGAUGAGCCUGCAGGACUCUUGCAACGGGGAAGUGUCGGUCACAUGUCUGCAGAGCCACGCUCUGUCCUUCACCAACUCCACAUGGCACCUGCUCCAACACACCACCUCUGCCAUCAAGGCCUGGGCACAGGAACUGCUGACACGAGCAUGAUGGAAGCAUCCAGAUGCCUGAUCAUUCAACUGACAUGCCCACUGUCACUCAUGGACACCAGCUUGUAAACACACACACAGGUCCAGUCUGACGCUGCCCUUCAGUGCGUCAGCUGCUGCUUCUUGCCUCUUCAGCACUGGCAGGACACAAAGGCUCGGGGAUGAAGACAAACAGACUUUCCUGCAAAUGAUGCUUCUGUCUCCCGGUUUUGACUAAAUUUUAUUGAUCUGCAUGCUGCUUACAUGAGGUUUUUUUGUUUUUUGUUUUUUGUUUUUUUUACACAACCCCCUUCACACCGUUGGGUGCAGAUUGUCCCUCCUGACUUUUCGGUCUCACACUUUUAACUGUUCUCCUGUAAGCUGCUGCUUAUACCAUUUAUACAAAACUUUUGUCCGUAUGGGGUUUAAACCCCUUUUUUAUUCACGUACACAAAGACGUGCUGUAUGAAAACCUGCUAAAGGGGACCGGCCAGACCACAUGAUGUUGCAGGUGACUCUAAGCCAUUGUAGAUGUAGUUCUGAGGGCUGGUUCUCUCCCACACUUAAACUCAGUGAUCAGGGAAUUGAUUAGCUAGUCGAGGUACCUCCCACUGUGUCAGCACCUGCAUCAAGCUUUUGUACCCCCCCCCCCCCCCCCCAGGGGACUGUCAGUCAUGCCGAGCUGUCCUGAGGCAGCAGAGAAUUAUUUGGUGGUUGGAGUCCACAUCCACUGGUUGCGUUGAGUUUACCAGAGGAGGAUGAAGACCUGGCUGAUCCCCUGUCUCGGGACAGGAGUUUAAAAGCAGUCAAGUUGUCUCAGCUGUGAGGUUUGGAAAGGAAGUCCAGAAGAAAGAAUCUACCUCUUCUGCCCUGGUGACAUCUCGUUUCUUCUCAGCUAUACUGCUGACUACCCGGAACCUUCCUCUGCCGUCUGUUUCAGUCUUUUGAGUUCAUUUCUCUCGUUCCCCCACUGCCUGUCACUGGAAACCAGAUAGAACUGUGUUAAAAAGAAGAAGAAGAAGACGACGGCAACUGCUGUACCCCACAUUCAGUUGAAGGGUUACAGUGUUUCCUCUUCGUGUGUGGUAGUGUGCUUGUGUUGAUGUGCAUGCCUGUUGCGGUUAUGGGGUGAUGAUUGACCUCGUGCAAGUGUUGUGUGAGACUUCCCCUUCCUCUGAGUGACCCUUUGAGUCUAGCUGGUUCCCACCCCACAUCGUCAUGGAGAUAUGUUUGGAUGCACACAGCAAUGAUUAAUUUGUCACUUUUCUGUAAAUGAUUCAUAAUAAAGUCCAGAAAAUCAUUUAGUCUGUGUUUCAGUUCUGGC
This is a messenger RNA of Lampris incognitus (smalleye Pacific opah), 3746 nucleotides long. It is a transcript of the gene tmem214, whose product is annotated as transmembrane protein 214. The transcript has 17 exons. NCBI's taxonomy places the organism in Eukaryota, Metazoa, Chordata, Actinopteri, Lampriformes, Lampridae. Gene Ontology annotation, cellular component: endoplasmic reticulum; Golgi apparatus. Bases 399 to 2444 code for a protein of 681 amino acids. The record is from RefSeq and is a predicted model, not a curated record.